Molecule: messenger RNA, 7077 nt
Organism: Centrocercus urophasianus (Greater sage-grouse)
Lineage: Eukaryota; Metazoa; Chordata; Aves; Galliformes; Phasianidae
Gene: PRDM16
Product: PR/SET domain 16
Exons: 19
Coding region: 159-3989 (1276 amino acids)
Cellular component (GO): nucleus
Molecular function (GO): histone H3K9 methyltransferase activity; protein binding
Source: RefSeq, a predicted model, not a curated record
GGAGUUUGAGUGGUACUGAGCAGGGGAAAUGAAGACCUUCCAGAGUGCAUCACAACCUGGAUCACACAGAAGACACCUGUGGAGGAGGAUGGAGCCCAGCAGCGACUCGAUGCAGCCGAGCACAAGAACAUGCUCGAGCCAGUCUGAUUGCUGCUGUUAUGGGGACCCAAUUUCUGGGCAUCAGGAGAUGUCUCUUUGCUGCAGUGGGAGAAGAAACCAGCAAAUGUGACAGCGAGAUUGUAAAUAAUAUGUACGAGACCGACCCUGAUCUCCUUGCUGGCGAAAGUGCAGAGGAGGAAACAGAGGACAGUAUUAUGUCCCCCAUCCCUGUCGGACCUCCAUCACCCUUUCCCACCAGCGAGGACUUCACUCCCAAGGAGGGCUCGCCCUAUGAAGCUCCCGUCUACAUUCCUGAUGACAUUCCAAUCCCACCAGAUUUUGAACUCAGAGAAUCUUCGAUCCCAGGGGCAGGGCUAGGGAUUUGGGCCAAAAAGAAGAUUGAAGUUGGGGAAAGAUUUGGACCUUAUAUGACAGUACAAAGGAGCACAUUAAAGGAAACAAACUUUGGAUGGGAGCAAAUACUGACUGAUCCCGAGGUGACCUCCCAGGAGGGCAGUAUAAAGAAGAUUGCUGACGACCUGGGAAACGAGAAAUUCUGCGUCGAUGCCAACCAGAGCGGAGCUGGGACCUGGCUGAAAUACAUCCGUGCAGCCUGCUCCUGUGCUGAGCAGAACCUCGCCGUGUGCCACGUCAACGAGCAGAUCUAUUAUAAAGUUAUUAAGGAAAUCGAGCCAGGAGAAGAGCUCUUGGUGUGUGCCAAGGAAGGCAGCUAUUCCCUGGGGAACAUGGCACCCAGCAUGGAAGAGGAGCACACGUUCCGCUGCGAGGACUGCGAUGAGCUUUUCCAGUCCAAGCUGGACCUGCGGCGGCACAAGAAGUACGCGUGCAGCGCCGUGAGCUCGCUCUAUGAGACACUGAAUGAUGACAUCAAGCAGGAGGGCCUUGGCGAUGGGCAGGUCUUCGAGUGCAAGGACUGCGAGAGGAUGUUCCCCAACAAGUACAGCCUGGAGCAGCACAUGGUGAUCCACACCGAGGAGCGCGAGUACAAAUGCGACCAGUGCCCCAAGGCCUUCAACUGGAAAUCCAACCUGAUCCGCCACCAGAUGUCUCACGACAGCGGGAAGCGCUUCGAGUGUGAAAACUGCGUGAAGGUGUUCACCGACCCCAGCAACCUGCAGCGGCACAUCCGCUCCCAGCACGUUGGAGCACGAGCCCACGCCUGCCCAGACUGCGGCAAAACCUUUGCCACCUCGUCCGGCCUCAAGCAGCACAAGCACAUUCACAGCACUGUCAAACCUUUCAUAUGUGAGGUCUGUCACAAAUCCUACACGCAGUUCUCCAACCUCUGCCGUCACAAGCGGAUGCACGCGGACUGUCGCACCCAAAUCAAGUGCAAGGACUGCGGGCAGAUGUUCAGCACUACCUCCUCUCUCAACAAGCACCGGCGCUUCUGCGAGGGCAAGAACCAUUACAACCCCGGGGGCAUUUUUGCCCCGGGCCUCCCCUUAACGCCCACCUCCAUGAUGGACAAAUCCAAGCCCUCUCCCAACCUCAACCACGCCAGCUUGGGAUUUAACGAUUAUUUUCCAUCCCGUCCCCACCCGGGGGGUCUUCCAUUCUCACCCGCCCCCCCAGCGUUCCCUGCCCUCACCCCGGGAUUCCCGGGGAUUUUCCCACCGUCUCUCUACCCCCGGCCCCCCUUGUUACCACCCACACAACUCCUCAAAAGUCCCCUCAAUCACACCCAAGACGCAAAGCUUCCCAGCCCCCUCGGGAACCCUGCGCUUCCCCUGAUCUCUGCGGUGAGCAACAGCAACCAGGCCGCCUCGGCAGAAGAGAAAUGUGAAAGCAGCCUGGAGAACUCCUACCUGGAGAAGCUAAAAGCCAGGAACAGCGACAUGUCCGACGGCAGCGACUUCGAGGACGUCAACACAACCACGGGCACGGACCUGGAUACCACCACUGGCACCGGCUCUGACCUGGACAGUGACGCAGAGAGCGACAGGGACAAAACAAAAGAUAAGAGCAAACAGAUGGAGAGCAAGCCGGACUUUGUCAGCAGCUCCGUGUCGGCGAGCUCCACCAACAACACAAGCGAGAUCCCUCUCUUCUAUUCUCAGCAUUCCUUCUUUCCUCCCCCAGAAGAGCACCUGCUGCCCACCACGGGAGCAGCUAAUGACUCUAUUAAGGCUAUCGCCUCCAUCGCAGAGAAGUAUUUUGGGCCUGGCUUUAUGGGGAUGCAGGAGAAAAAGAUGGGUUCGCUCCCGUAUCAUUCCAUGUUUCCGUUUCAGUUCCUCCCCAACUUCCCCCAUUCACUCUACCCUUUCACGGAGCGAACCCUCAAUCACAACUUGCUGGUCAAGGCAGAACCAAAGUCACCCAGGGACCUCCACAAAGUAGGCAGCACCAGCUCGGAGUCGCCCUUCGAUCUCACCACAAAGCCAAAAGAGAUAAAGCCAAUCCUGCCACCACCGAAGGUCCUGCCAGCCCCGUCCUCAGGGGAGGAGCAGCCAUUGGAUCUGAGCAUCGGCAACCGCAUCCGAGCCAGUCAGAAUGGAGGGAGAGAGCCACGGAAGAACCACGUUUAUGGGGAAAGGAAACUAAUGGCAAGUGAAGUCUUACCCAAGAUUUCCCAGUCUCAGCUGCCUCAGCAACCAUCCCUGCAUUAUGCAAAGCCAUCACCCUUUUUCAUGGAUCCCAUCUACAGCAGGGUGGAGAAGCGGAAGGUGACAGACCCUGUGGGUGCCCUAAAGGAGAAGUACCUGCGACCCUCCCCUCUGCUAUUCCACCCCCAGAUGUCAGCCAUAGAAACGAUGACGGAGAAACUGGAGAGCUUUGCAGCCAUGAAGGCGGACUCGGGCAGUUCCCUGCAGCCCCUUCCCCACCACCCCUUCAACUUCCGAUCGCCGCCUCCCACACUGUCAGACCCCAUCCUGAGGAAGGGCAAGGAGCGUUACACCUGCAGGUACUGUGGCAAGAUCUUCCCGCGCUCAGCCAACCUGACGAGGCAUCUGCGGACACACACGGGAGAGCAGCCCUACAGGUGUAAAUACUGUGACAGGUCAUUCAGCAUUUCCUCCAACCUCCAGCGGCACGUUCGAAACAUCCAUAACAAGGAGAAGCCAUUCAAAUGCCACCUGUGCAACCGGUGCUUUGGGCAGCAGACCAACCUGGACCGACAUCUUAAGAAGCACGAGCACGAGAACGUUCCAGUGAGCCAGCACUCUGGAGUCAUUACAAACCACCUUGGGACCAGUGCCUCUUCCCCCAACUCGGAGUCAGACAACCAUGCACUUUUAGAUGAGAAAGAGGAUUCGUAUUUCUCUGAAAUCAGAAAUUUUAUUGCAAAUAGUGAGAUGAAUCAAGCAUCAACGUUAGCAGAUAAAAGGCCAGAAAUGCAGGAUAUUGACAGCAACUCCCAGUGUCACGGAUUAGCAAAUGAGAAAACGGAAGAUGUGGAUGAUGAAGAUGAAGAACUGGAGGAGGAGGAUGACGACAGCCUGACAGGGAAGUCGCAGGAUGAAACGGUGUCACCCACUGCAGAGCCCCGAGGAACGUACGAGGAUGAAGAGGAUGAGGAGCCCACAUCUCUCACCAUGAGCUUUGAGCACACCCGAAGGUGUAUUGAGGAGGACGAAGCCGGCUUGUUAGAUUUGGAGCAGAUGCCGAAUUUUGGGAAGGGGCUGGAUCUUCGCAAAGCAGCCGAGGAAGCAUUUGAAGUUAAAGAUGUGUUUAAUUCCACCUUAGACUCUGAGACAAUAAAACAGACUCUGUACAGGCAGGCUAAAAACCAGGCUUAUGCAAUGAUGCUGUCCCUAUCUGAGAACGCUCCCCUCCACACGUCCUCCCAGAACUCCCUGGGUGCUUGGUUGGACAUGGCAGGAGCAGCUUCAGAGUCGGGGACCUUUAACCCCAUCAACCACCUCUGAGAGGUCCGCAGGGCUCUGUCUGCAGUCGCAGCGAGGAGGCGGCGGUGCUGCGCUUACCCCAAACCCCAGCAAGCAGAAGAUGGGUGCGAGGGCCUCAGGGAGCGCCUGGACUUUGGGCUGAGAAAGGAACCUGUCGCAUCUGACCUACCAGACCUGCGUUUUUACCACAGUUUUGAUUUGUAAUUUAUGGCAAUGAACCUCUCCGCAACUGGAUGACCCUGACGCAGCCCCCAGGAUUUCACCAAAAUAGGAACAGCGUAAGCAAGACACAAAUCGCUACGGCGUGAUCCGAUAUCAGUCCCUGACAUUACAAGAUGGGAUCACUGAGCCAGCAAAGGCCUCGUGGAGAUGGAAGCCUGACACCAUUGGGCAGCUUCAUCCCUUCAGCUCAGUCGAAUAAGGAGGCAACAAGGAAACGGAGCCCAGGGAGACCCCGUCCCUGGUGCAAUUCUGGCAGAGCCACUGGAGUUGCACCAGGGAAGGGUAAUCCAGCCCAUUUUGCUGACCUAUAACAGAACCUGAAGUUGUGUACUCCCACUGAAAUGCUGUCCUGUGCUCAGUUCCUGGCCAAACACCUUUUCUGUGCAAAGCUCCUGAAUGUGAGUCGCAGUGUCCCAGCUGAGAGCUCCUCAGCCUGCAGCAGUGCUGGGGUCGGGCUGUUGUUGGGUCACAGAAACGUGUGGUUGGUGGUCCUCAGCUGGAUGUCCAUGCCUGCAGUGCUGUGUGGAGAGCACUCUCCAUCUCUGUGGUGCCUCAAGACGGAGCUCUGCUUGGACCUGGAGCCUCUGGAGUGAGGAAUGGCUCUUGGUCUGCACUGCCCCGGGGUCUUGUGCUGGAGCUGUUGGGUCUCAUGGGGAGGGUGAAAAGCCAUCGGGGUGGGGAAGGUGGCCCGGGGUCGUCAGGAUGGUUGCAGCCACUGUGUUGUUUCCUGCAGUGAUAUCUUCUCAGUGUUGGUGGUGGUUGGGAAUUGUAGAAGAAACAUCCUGCUCGUGCUGUUGUGGUGGGUGGUUGGUUGGCUGUGCAUGGCUGCGGCCAUUGGUUUUCAUAGGAAGAUGUCCUAGCUUCAGCAGCAUCAGGGCUCUGUGCCCUCUAUUCAAGCACACAGCCAAGAAUAGAAUCGUCUCUCUGACUCUAGAAUUGCUCGCAGGUAUGUUAUGAGUGAUUUCAAAUCUCUUCCAAGUCUCCUGUUGUUCAGUGGCCCAAAACAACUUCCAGAAGUACCGUUGUUUGUGCUGCUCUGCAGUGCGAAUUGCUGAAAUGGAGCACAGCCUGGGAAGCAAACAGACCUGGUGCAAAGAACAGCACUGGCUGUCUGGGUAACGUUAAGGGUGUGUGUCCUGAGAAUUUGCUAAUUGCAGCGUCGUCAGUUGAAAAGUUCCAAGGAUUGGGCAAGAGUUGGUGCGGUGGCACCGUGCUCAGAGCCAGCCAGCUUGGGAAGAACAUUUCCCAUUGGUUUUCCCAUCACUUUCCCCAUUGGGUCUGGUUAGGAACUGCAGAACUGGGCUCAUGGCCGCUGUCAGAGGGGCGGCGUGUGGUUUUCUGCCUGUGGAUUGGUGGUGUGCUCAGUGCAGGGUGAAGGAACACAACAUGGGAGCCUCAUCCCAGCACAAUGAAGCCAAGGAAACGACUGCCCACAAAGUGGGGGUUAUGCUAGGAACCCUUCAUAGCGUGCUGUCAGCACCAAGAGCAGGCUGUUUUUAGAUGGCUCUCGGAGGAAAGCAUCCGGGAUAUCCUUAGUACAGAAGGAGCAGAAGGUAAAUGAGCAGCACCGGCGUAUUUUCUGAGAAAAUUUGCCCUCCCUGUUUGGUUUUCCACAUCCCUCUGUGAAAGUGCCCAAGGCCCUGAGCCCGGCCGAGCUGCUCCCUGUGUUGGCACGAGGCUGUGCUGGUGGUGGCACAGCACCCGGUCCUGAGAGCACAGAGCUGGCCCCGUCCCACCCUGGGCACCAUUCCCACCGGGGCAACAGAAAUAAUAAAGAACUGUUUCCUCUCCGGUUGGAAUUUCUUUUAAUCUGUAAAUAACUUGUAAUUUUUUUGCUAAUUCUUUUCUUAUUUUAUUUCUUCCUUAACAGUAUUUUUUUUUUUUUUUUUUUUUUGCAUUAGAUAUAUCAUUAUUGUGAAGAAAUAAUGUUAAUAUAAGCACGUAGUGAAGGACCAAAAUGGUGUAACUGAGGUUGUGUGUUGUAUGAGGGAGGAUGGAGAGGUGGUGAUGUGCCAAGCGCCCGCGGGCUCCUGCUGUUCUUGCUGCCCGUUCUCCAGACAAUCAUUGGUUGUGUUCCAUUGGCGAGCCGGUAGCGUUUGCCUGAGCUUUCUAUUUAUUUCCUUGGUGGGUUGGAAAGCAGGAGCAGGCAGGGGAGCACGCAGCCCUGCAGAGGCAGCGCUGCCCAUUGGGGGUCUCAGCAGGGGCCGGAUGGGCGGCGCUGCGCUGUGGGGUUCGGGGCUCCCGGCCACGCGCAGGGCGUGAGGAGCAGAAGGUUGGGGAAUCAUGAAAUGAUUUCUCCUUUCCUUUCGUUGUUUGUAUUUCCUGAUCCAGUCCUCCUCCCGUUUUCUCGAGCCAGUGCCUCUUUUUGUGUUCAGGACCUCCCGACUCCCCCCAAGUUAGCACUGAUGACGAGUUUUCAUCUUCCCCCAGUUAAAUAAAGAGAAAGCCUCGCUGAAUUGCCGUUGAUCUCAUAGCGCUCAUUCGUUGCACUCGGGACGUGUAGCCGACCCGUAGGCUUUGUCGUGGCUUUGGCCAACAGCAGUCCCUGGUGCCAGGGCUGCUCCCCGGGGGCACAGCUGGCUUCCCGUGGUGGAAGCUUUCUUUCCCUUUCUCCCCGCUCAGCACUUAAGACUCUCAGCAGACGCUCUGGCGAAAAACGGCUCCUUGUUCCCUCCCUACAAAAAGCGUUUGGAAAAGCACUUGCACAACGAGGUGAACCUGUUUGGACUCUGAGCAUCAAAGCACUGGAUGUUGGUGAGCCCCCGGCCGGCCCCGACCUACUGACUUGGUUCCGUUUGUGCUGUACUGUGCGCCGGCUGCCGGCGCUGGUCACAAAGCCAUGAACCUUUCCUGUCGUGUUGAGUGAUACUGUGAUUAAAUGAUUCCG